UUUAAAGUCCCACAGUUGCCAGUGCAUGUCAGAGCAAUUGGAUGGAAACCUAGCUAGUAUGAGUAUUUCUAUCUACAUCAAGUUUGUCUUUUGGGACCUUUUAUUUUCAUCCCGCACAGUUGGUGGCGACAAUACACCUUUAUGCGUGUAGUUCGCCAUAAAAACAAAGAAGAAAAUCAACCCUAUACUUUCCAGCUUUGUCUUCUCUAUACAAGUUUUCUCUCUGGGGAUCGACCAUGAUUACUACAAGUUUAGAUAGCUGGCUGGACUAAUUUACCAAUCGAAAAAAUGUUUGCUGACAUGGGCUACUUGAGUGACUGUCAACAAGUUAAAUACUGCAGAUGCACAACAUUUUGAAAUCGCACUUUGUGUUUUGUACUAUUCUGACUCAACCGUAUUUUUUGGGAGGGGUUGAUCCGCCGGCCGCCACGCCGCCAGUUCCGCAUCCCUGAUCUAGACCUAGGCUACAUAUUGUGGAUCUACUGUAACAUAUUUUCCUAUCACAGGUUCUAGGACCAUUUAUAGGGAAACAGUUGGAAGGCGUUCCUAGACUAACAGUGGAAGCAAGUGAGUGCUUUAUUUGUUUUGAGUACUUUUGGUAGUCUAGCCAAGUCCGGCCAUGUCCUGCCUUGUUAUCUCAGAUCUUUAAUGUAGCAGCUGCAGCCAAUCCCUUUACUGUCUUUACGCUAAUAUCAAAAACCCAUGACAAUCAAAGUCAAAUCACCACAAUAUAUAGUUCCAGGAGCGGAAUGAUGACACACAAUUAAUACAAUUCAAACAGUUGAUAAGAGUUUUCAGGAUACGUUUUCAGGAUCCUCUAAUUGUACUACUGAUUGAUUUAAGCCAGGUUUGCAUUGAUGAUGGAAGGUGAAAAGCAGAUGCAGGAGGUGGCAGGUGCAGCAUCGGAAAAGCCCGCACCAGCCAUGCCCCACACAACACCAGUGGCAGAAUUCGGAGUCGUGGACGCGCCAGUGUACUCAGCCCCCUACCACUCCGCUGCAUCAUAUCUGUCUGCUUGUUGUCAUGGAGGAGCCAAGAUGGCGAUCCUGGCCUAUAGCCUAGGCAAGCGGGAAAUAAAUCAGUAUUUUAGCAUUAAAAAUGCUAAAUUAUUAUCUCUCGCUGCCGUCAUUCUACUCACCAUGUUUCACACCGUUUCUCGGUAUUAUGGAGGUGGAGACACAUGUGAGUGGCUGCUAUCCAGUGGGCGGUACCUAGGAGAGACCGUAUGGCAGCCCUAUGGCUGUAUGAUGCACAAAUACAAAAACAUGGAAGCAAAGACUUGCCUUGCUGAGAAAAGGGUGGCAUUCGUUGGUGAUUCCAGAAUACGGCAGCUAUUCUAUUCAUACAUUCAAAUAAUCGAUCCUGCACAAAGAGAGGAUGGAAGAAAGCACAAUAACAUUCCCUUUGAAGAUCGGAGCGCUUCAGUCAAUGUGGACUUCCUGUGGUAUGCAGAAGUGAAUAACUCUCUGAAGGAGCGCUUGAUAUCAUGGAGGGAGGAUCCUUCCAUAAAACCCGAUGUCGUCAUCAUCGGAGCUGCCACUUGGUCCAUCAAGUUGCGUGGUGGCAGCAGCGAGGCGCUGCAGCAGUACAGAGCCAACCUCACAGCCAUCUCCUUACCUCUGGAACAGCUGGCUGAGGACGGGGAGGUCUACUGGGUCUUACAGGACCCUGUCCAUGAGGAGGGUCUAAGUGACAACAGGAAGAUGAUCACUAACGAGCAGCUGGAGCUGUACAAUGAGGUGGCGCUCAGCACUCUGAACAGCAACAGGAAGAAUGCCAAGGCCAGAGUCAGGUUCCUGGGCGCCUUGCGCCAGGCUGCCAUGGAAACCAUCACCCAAUCAGCUGACGGCCUGCACCUUCCCGAGAGCACCCGGAACGUGGGUGCCAUGAUCCUGAUGAACGCUGUGUGUAACAAGGUCCUGCGGCCCAUCGACGGCUCCUGCUGCCAGUCCCUGCCGGCCCCCAGCCUUCUCCAGAAACUGACAGCCUGCAUCUUCCUGGGCUCAGCCCUGGUCUUCCUGGUGCUCCAUGCUCUGGGCCACAACAGGCACUGGAAGUCCCGGCCCACGCCCCCCGACGUGGAGAGCGGCGAGGAGAAGAAGCCGGCCACGGCAGCGUCUUUGCUCAGCCACGAGGCUCCGUUCCAGGCCGUGUGUAAGAUGGGCCUCAUCAUGGUCUACUUCUACCUGUGUGACCGGGCCGACGUCUUCAUGAAGGAGCAGAAGUUCUACACACACUCCACCUUCUUCGUCCCACUCAUCUAUAUGUUUGUUCUGGGGAUCUUCUACAGCGAGAACAGCAAGGAGACCAAGCUGCUGAACAGAGAGCAGACCGACGAGUGGAAGGGCUGGAUGCAGCUGGUCAUCCUCAUCUAUCACAUAUCUGGAGCCAGCGCCUUCAUCCCCGUAUACAUGCAUAUCCGUGUCCUGGUGGCAGCCUACCUCUUCCAGACAGGAUACGGACACUUCUCCUUCUUCUGGCUCAAAGGGGACUUUGGACUCUACAGAGUGUGCCAGGUCCUGUUCCGUCUCAACUUCCUGGUGGUGGUGCUGUGUCUGGUGAUGGACCGGCCUUACCAGUUCUACUACUUUGUGCCUCUGGUCACCUUCUGGUUCGUCAUCAUCUACGCCACCAUGGCCAUGUGGCCCCAGAUACUGCAGAAGAAAGCAAACGGUAGUGGGUUGUGGCACAUUGGGAUUCUAGGGAAACUGCUUGGGCUAUUCCUGUUAAUCUGCUGCUUUACGUAUUCACAGGGGUUGUUUGAGAACAUUUUCUCAGUAUGGCCCAUCUCCAAGCUCUUUGAGCUGAACGGAAGCAUUCAUGAGUGGUGGUUUAGGUGGAAGCUGGAUCGAUUUGCCAUUAUCCACGGCAUGCUGUUUGCCUUUGUCUACCUGGUGCUGCAGAAGUGCCAGGUCCUCUCCGAGGGGAAAGGAGAGCCUCUCUUCUCCACCAGGAUCUCCAACAUUCUACUCUUCAUCUCUGUGGUGUCAUUCAUGACCUAUUCCAUAUGGGCCAGCAGCUGUAAAAACAAGACUGAGUGCAACGAGAUGCAUCCCUACAUCUCAGGGCUCCAGAUCCUAGCCUUCAUCUUAAUCAGGAACAUUCCUGGUUACUCCCGCUCUUUAUACAGCUCAUUCUUCGCAUGGUUCGGGAAGUUCUCCUUGGAGCUGUUUAUCUGCCAAUACCACAUCUGGCUGGCGGCGGACACCAAGGGCAUCCUGGUACUGAUCCCAGGCAACCCCUCGCUCAACAUAAUCAUCAGCACCUUCAUCUUUGUGUGCGUGGCCCACGAGAUCUCCCUGAUCACCAACGACCUGGCCCAGGUGGCCAUCCCCAAGGAUGGGGGCGCCCUGCUCAGGAGGCUGCUGGCCGCCGGGGUCUUCACCCUGGGCCUGCUGCUGGUGUCCAGGAGCGCUGAAGGGAACCAGGGAGGAAGCCACUGAGGGGGGGAGCGGGUACCACAGUAGGGGAGAGGUAGACUGAGACUGACUGACUGGUUAGUCUUCCAUGUUCAUUUGGCACCAAGCUGAAGAAAACGGUCUGAAAGAUUGAGGAACGUCCUGUUUCAUUCCUCAAUGAAUAUGACGGAGGUGAACAGACAGGUCAAGUCGAGGACAAGGAUAUAUCUCUGCCGUCUGUCUCUCUUGACUGCUCUGAGUACUGGGGUGAAAGUCAUACACUGAAGAGGACGAGGUCCCAACGUGGGCCCACACACCUCACGGAGCAGCACGGAUAAGGUUCUGACGCUAUACUAGAGACGUUUACAAUAGAAGAAGGGUGAGGCGGGGGUCAUGGGUGGUGGUGGGUUGGAUGAUGUGUGGUUUUAAACUAGCUUAAAGGGCCUCGUGCUUGCUGUGUGGUUCGUGCAGCGUUUUUGUAUGUGCUUCCCAAAUCGCUCCCAAUGUAGUGUACUAUUAGUGUGCCAUUUGGGAUGGAUAGAAAACAAAACUUAUGCUGAAAGGUGAGGUCGGUGGUCACCUAGCUCUGAAAUCUUAUGUACAGUAUUUAAUUAUUUAAAUUAAGCUUAUAUUUUACAGGGUUGUAUUUUUUUUUUCAUUUUAUAUUCUGAGCCUAUGACUGCUGUUUGUAUUUUUUGUUUUUGUCACCACAUGAAAGACCAAUCAGGCCAGGCAGAAGAUGCACUUAUGCAUUUUUAUUGCAGAAUCUUGUUGCAUUCUGGAUCUGACACAACCACUUGUCUGUGUUCGUGUAGGUUGUUUCGCCAAUUUAUACUGGUAUGUUAAAGGAGAGGUGUAGGAUAUUCUUUCUGUGUUGUUCGUUAGUCCUUCUCUUAAACCAGGCUUCUUCUCAGAGCUACAAUAGAAGAUGCACUGCUUUGUGUAUGGGUGAUUCUUUAACUAUAGUACUUUUCUUGUCCCUGGAUGAAAUAAUAAAAACUAAAAAACA
Molecule: messenger RNA, 4407 nt
Organism: Coregonus clupeaformis (lake whitefish)
Lineage: Eukaryota; Metazoa; Chordata; Actinopteri; Salmoniformes; Salmonidae
Gene: casd1
Product: CAS1 domain containing 1
Exons: 19
Coding region: 858-3443 (861 amino acids)
Cellular component (GO): Golgi membrane
Molecular function (GO): N-acetylneuraminate 9-O-acetyltransferase activity
Source: RefSeq, a predicted model, not a curated record